ACAAUGGCUAGUGCAGUUUAGAAAAUAAAAUAAUGUUGAAAAAAAUUCUAAUAUUGUUCAGUUUUUGCUGUGCAGUGGCUCAGAUGAUCCCGACUACUAAACCUAUACUAUUGAAACUAACUCCAGAACAAAUUAGAAAUACAUUUGAUAAUAUUAUGUCUGAUGAUUAUAUUGGAGUGCUAGCUAAAGAAUUUGCAGCUCAAGCAGCCAAACAUUUUGUCAAAGAAAUGAAGGAACAGAGGAACGUAAUCAUUGGCAGAAUUAAUGAAAGUUAUGGAAACCAAGUGAUGGAUUAUUCAAGUUCAAAUCAAGAACACGAACAAAAUACAUCAGAAAAACCUCAAACGAUAAAUGUUCUUGCACAGAAUCAGGCAUCAUCUGCCGGUAAAGAACAGCUGCAAGCAUUACAAGAGUCGCAAAAGGAAGAAUAUGAAUCAAGCGAAGAGACACCUCAAACUCAAGAUGAUAAGAAUCAAAAUAACGAGGUCAAAAACGUGAUGGAUUCUCGUGAAGCGUUGAAACUUCUGAAUGAUCCUUCACCUGAUGGUGAUCAUUUGGACUCACGUUCUGUAGAAACCCUAAGUGGAGAAUCAAGAGAUAAGAUACCAGUCAUAGAAGUAAUGAAAAUCAAUGGUGCAUACUACAGGAGGCUGCUAGGGUUAAUAUAAGUAGGUAAUAUACUUAAUUGUUUUACUAAAAAUGUUGAUGUUAAUAAAGGUUAUGUUAAUGCUAAAAAUGAAAUGAAAGACAUAA
This is a messenger RNA of Spodoptera litura, 753 nucleotides long. RefSeq lists its product as uncharacterized. Lineage: Eukaryota; Metazoa; Arthropoda; Insecta; Lepidoptera; Noctuidae. The record is from RefSeq and is a predicted model, not a curated record.